AUGCUGCCCGUGGUUCGAUCCAUCAUCUGGCGCGGUAGCAGCAAUCCUGCCUUCGCUGGAAACCUUCGCUGUACGACCACACGCCAAUCGAGCAGCGUAUCAAACAACAAGACCAUCUUCUCAGGAAUUCAGCCUACAGGAGUUCCUCAUCUGGGCAACUAUCUAGGAGCCCUUCGACAAUGGGUCAAACUCCAAGAUGAGGCCGCAUCCUCAACUCGCCUGAUCUACUCUCUGGUCGACCUUCACGCCAUCACGAUUCGCCAAGACUCAGCCCAAUUGCGACAAUGGAAGAAAGAGUCCCUGGCCAUGCUGCUCGCCAUUGGCCUGGACCCAGCUCGGAGCAUGAUCUUCCAUCAAAGCGAGGUCCCUGCUCAUGCUGAGCUGAUGUGGAUUCUGUCUUGCCAGGCUUCGACGGGAUAUCUUGGACGAAUGACGCAAUGGAAGGACAAGACCUCUAACGAAAAGGAUAACAGCGAACGACUGAAACUCGGCCUUUUCUCCUACCCCGUCUUACAAGCUGCCGAUGUCCUCAUCCAUCAGUCGACGCACGUUCCCGUCGGACAUGAUCAAGCACAGCACCUCGAGUUCGCUCGUGAAGUGGCCAAUGGAUUCAAUCAUGUCUACGGUGAGAAUGUGCUCACUGUUCCGGAGACUCUGAUCAGUCCCGCGAGGAGAGUCAUGUCGUUGACUGAUCCGACGUCGAAAAUGUCGAAGUCUCAUCUUAAUCCUAAGUCAAGGAUUCUGCUCACAGAUUCGGAGGAUAUCAUCAAUGCGAAGAUCAAGUCGGCAGUCACGGACUCUGUCGAAGGCAUCUCAUAUGAGCCGGAGCGAAGGCCGGGUGUCAGUAAUUUGUUAGAUCUGAUCUAUCAUUGUACAGAGCCAAAUGGAGCCGCUGGCGGUCAGGAGACCUUGGCAAAGGAGAUGCAAGGCAUGAGUCUGCGCGUCGUAAAAGAGAGAGCUGCCGCAGCGGUGGAGAAUCUCGUCCGGCCAAUUCGUGAGAAGUAUGCGGAGAUCGUUGAUGAUGAUCAGUUGCUGGCGAAAACUGCAGAGCAAGGUGCGGAGAAGGCGAGGCAGAGUGCGGAAGGGACUCUGCUCGAUGUGAAGAGAGCUGUCGGUCUGCUAUGA
This is a messenger RNA of Zymoseptoria tritici IPO323, 1125 nucleotides long. RefSeq lists its product as uncharacterized. Gene Ontology annotation, molecular function: tryptophan-tRNA ligase activity; ATP binding. The transcript has a single exon. Gene Ontology annotation, biological process: mitochondrial tryptophanyl-tRNA aminoacylation. NCBI's taxonomy places the organism in Eukaryota, Fungi, Ascomycota, Dothideomycetes, Mycosphaerellales, Mycosphaerellaceae. The record is from RefSeq and is a predicted model, not a curated record. Gene Ontology annotation, cellular component: mitochondrion; mitochondrial matrix. Bases 1 to 1125 code for a protein of 374 amino acids.